This is a messenger RNA of Elaeis guineensis (African oil palm), 1122 nucleotides long. RefSeq names its product zinc-finger homeodomain protein 2-like. Gene Ontology annotation, cellular component: nucleus. Gene Ontology annotation, molecular function: DNA-binding transcription factor activity; transcription cis-regulatory region binding. Gene Ontology annotation, biological process: regulation of developmental process; regulation of DNA-templated transcription. NCBI's taxonomy places the organism in Eukaryota, Viridiplantae, Streptophyta, Magnoliopsida, Arecales, Arecaceae. The record is from RefSeq and is a predicted model, not a curated record.
AUUUCUGCGUCGCCCAACCCGGAAAACCCUGCACAUUGGCUUGGUUUAGGCCUAACAAGAAAGCGAUAGUGAGGGAGAGAGGGGGGAAAGGCGGUGGGAUUUUUGGGGAUGGAUUUAAGCGUAGUGCCGUACGGUGAAAUGGGAAGAAGUAAAGUGGAUCGGGGAAGAGAGCCGAGGGCGGCGGAUGGCGGUGGCGGUGGCGCGGAGAAGUAUAGAGAGUGUAUGAAGAACCACGCUGCGGCGAUCGGCGGCCAGGUGUAUGACGGGUGCGGGGAGUUCAUGCCGGGAGGGAAGGAGGGGAGUCUAGAGGCGCUAAAGUGCGCCGCGUGUGGCUGCCACCGGAAUUUCCACCGGCGUGCUGGCUUCUUCUGUGGUGACCGCUGCCGCCCGCUCCUCCUCAAGGCGGCUCCGUCGCCGUCCGGCUUCCCUGUCUUCCUCACGCCACCGCCGCACCCGAUGCCGCUGCCCUUCCACGCGAUCCGCCCUCCCCCCCCGCCGCCGCCGCCGCCAGCGGCCUAUCAAGAAGAUCGGAGCAGAGUCGGGUCGGAGACGCCGCCCCAGCGGGAGGAGCCGGCGGCGGCGGAGGGGCCGCGCGGAGCUGUUCGGAAGCGGUAUCGGACCAAAUUCACCCAAGAACAGAAGGAGAAGAUGCAAGCGUUCGCGGAGAAGCUGGGUUGGCGGAUCCAGAAGCACGACGUCGUUGCACUCGAGGAGUUCUGCGUCGAGGUUGGCGUAAAGCGUCACGUGCUCAAAGUGUGGAUGCACAACAACAAGAACCACCUCUCCUCCUCUUCAUCCUCCGCCGCCACCGCCGCCCCCGCCGCCACCGCCGCUCCCAAACCCGACGCCACGUCCGCCCCUCCCAUCCGCGUCUAAUCCCACUCUCACCCGACGAUAAUUAUAAUAAUGUCGUAUUUGUCAAACAAUAAUAACAACUCUUAUUUCAUAUUCCUUCCAUUUUCUCUUGUUUUUCUUCUUCCAAAAAAGGAGCCGGAGAGAUUAGGGGGAUUUAUUUUAUUAUUAGGCGAGCAUAAAGGCUGACAACCUCCGGGAGGAGCUGUAUAUUUUGUGCCAUUCCGUCCGGAUUUUCUUAUAAUAUUAAUCACCAGAAUCCCUUCCUCC